CUCCCACCCCCACCGCGUGACUCUGGCUGAAGGCGGGCGGGGGGCCGCCAUCUUGGCGCCUCGCGCGGUUCUCCUUCGGGCCCAGAAGGAAGGAGCGGGUUUGGGGGCAGCGGGGCCUCCGUGGGGUGGGGGGCGCCGGGAGGAGUCUGUGGGGCAGGAGAGGGUCCUCAGCAGGGGUCAUAGGGCAGGGUAACGGGUCCCAGGAACCCUUGGGGUCUCCUGUGGGGCUGAGGUAGGAUGUGCGGCCUGACCCGUGCCCCACAGAGGGCCCCUGCGGGCCGUGGAACCGCAGCGUGCCGUCCGUCCCCCCCCACGGCCUGGGGGCAGGGCUGCGUGUCAGGGCGGCCGUCCCCAUCCAGGCUCUUUGUGCUGGGAUUGUUCUGGCUCUUUCGGGGCGGCCUCGGGGCUGUGCUGAGCCAGGCCCUGGGCAGCGACCCGCUGACUCACGCCAUGUGUGGGGCUGCUGAGCUGGCAGGGACGUGGGGCCCGGCCCCCCCCCCCCCCCACUGCAGCAGGGCUGGGGGCAGCUCCAAUUCCACGGCCCCUCCUGUCCUCUCCUGCUGCCUGCAGAACUGGGCAUCCCUGGCACUGCAGCAUGAGCAGGGCUGGCCUCAUCUGCUGCCCCCCCCCCCCUUUCAUCUCUGCAUUCCCUCCUUUCAUCUCUGCCUUUCAUCUCCCACCUGAGCACCUCGUGUUGGUUGUCGUGGCAACACCCCAAAGUGCCCCUGCUUGUUGCCAUGGCACCCACAGCAUCCUGGGGUGCCCGAGCCCAAUUUCAAGCCCCUGCAGCUCCUGCCACGGCUGUGCCCUGCUGGCAGACCCCUCGUGUGUUUUGGGGAUGCCCUGGGUGCAGGCACCCUCCCCAAAUCGAGGAGGGUUGGCAGGACCAGGGGCUGGGAGGCGCCCCUGCCACAGGCAUCCUCUGUGCUUGCCUUGGUCCUGCAGCUGCACCAUGGCCAUAGGGGAGGAGCUGCACAGCGGGCGCUUCUGGCGGGAGGUGUUGGCCGAGGCUGUGGCAACGCUCAUCUUUACUGGGGUGGUCCUGGGAGCCUCAGCUGCCCCCAGCCCCCUGGUGCCAGCCCUGGCCGGGGGGCUGGCGGCUGCGACACUGAGCUGCACCCUCGGAGCGCCCCAGACCAACCCAGCGCUCACCCUGGCGCUGCUCUGCACCCACAAACUGGGUGCCCUGCGUGGGGCUGCAGCGCUGCUGGCGCAAUGUGCCGGGGCUGUGCUGGCUGCCACGGCUGCACGCCUGGCGCUGCCGGAUGACAGCGCAAUGGUCAGCAGGGUGAGCCUCCCCGUCCCGGUGCCCCUCCCGGUGCCGGUGGGUGCUGAGGCUCUGCUGUGCCCGCAGGUGAGUGCGGCAGGGACAGCGGGGCAGGCGUUGUGCUGGGAGACCUUUGCCACCUUCCAGCUGGCGCUCACCGUCUUUGCCUCCACCGACCACGCGGCUGCCCCCACCGGGCUGGCCCUGGGCUGUGCCAUCGUUGCUGGAGCUCUGGCUGCGGGGCCGUUCUCGGGGGGCAGCAUGAACCCGGCCCGCUCACUGGGGCCUGCCGUCGUCACCGGCAUCUGGGACAAUCACUGGGUGAGUCACAGAACUGCUGGUUCCCCCAGAAAACCCACUGUGGGGAUGGGCUCCCGUCCCAUCCUCCCCCAGGACAGCAGUCCCUGCCCCCCCCUUCAGUCACUCCCCCUGAGUCACCCUCACGGCAUCCCCAGAUGGGCUCCUCCCGGUCCCCCAUCACAGCACAGGUCCCCCCCCCCCCCAUCCUUUGGCCCUCCUGCUCCAUCCCAAACGUGGUUCCCUCCUCACCCCUGGAGCAGCUCCCCCUGGUCAGUCUCCAUCCCUCUUGUGGGCCCCGCAUCCCCUGGCAGCCCCUGACCCCUGUGCCACCCUGGGUAUCCCUGCUCCUACUGCUCCCACUGACCUCCCCCAGGUGUACUGGCUGGGACCGGUGCUGGGUGCCGUGCUGGCUGGGCUCUGCUACGAGUUCAUCUUCAGCCCUGGUGCCUCCCGGGAGAAGCUGUGUGCCUGCCUCACCUGCCGGGAC
Tympanuchus pallidicinctus (lesser prairie-chicken) is the source of this 2054-nucleotide messenger RNA. Its product is annotated as aquaporin-2-like. The record is from RefSeq and is a predicted model, not a curated record. Gene Ontology annotation, biological process: transmembrane transport. Gene Ontology annotation, cellular component: plasma membrane. Bases 596 to 1885 code for a protein of 429 amino acids. NCBI's taxonomy places the organism in Eukaryota, Metazoa, Chordata, Aves, Galliformes, Phasianidae. The transcript is spliced from 3 exons. Gene Ontology annotation, molecular function: water channel activity.